AUGCAAAAAGGAACCUCUAAAAUAGGUAUUUGUGAAAAGAAACUGGAUUGGCCUUCAAGGCUCAAAGUGGCAAUCGAUGCAUCUAUGGGACUUGCUUAUCUCCAUUCUAAUUCUGCAGUUGGAAUUCCUAUAGUUCACAGAGAUUUCAAGUCCACAAAUGUCCAUCUAAACGACAACUUCGAAGCAAAGAUAUCAGACUUUGGACUAGCCAAACUGAUGCCAGAGCGUCAAGAGAUUGAUAUGACUGCAAGAGUUCUUGGCACAUUUGGAUAUUUCGAUCCCCAGUAG
Hibiscus syriacus is the source of this 288-nucleotide messenger RNA. Its product is annotated as probable serine/threonine-protein kinase PBL28. The record is from RefSeq and is a predicted model, not a curated record. Gene Ontology annotation, molecular function: ATP binding; protein kinase activity. Bases 1 to 288 code for a protein of 95 amino acids. Gene Ontology annotation, biological process: protein phosphorylation. Lineage: Eukaryota; Viridiplantae; Streptophyta; Magnoliopsida; Malvales; Malvaceae. The transcript has 3 exons.